Messenger RNA from Penicillium atrosanguineum, 789 nucleotides. RefSeq names its product Tetracycline resistance protein TetA/multidrug resistance protein MdtG. Bases 1 to 789 code for a protein of 262 amino acids. The record is from RefSeq and is a predicted model, not a curated record. The transcript has 2 exons. Lineage: Eukaryota; Fungi; Ascomycota; Eurotiomycetes; Eurotiales; Aspergillaceae.
AUGGAGUCACCGCGCUCCGACGACGGCGGUGAGCGCCCGGUCCGCAAGCAACUCUCCAAAGCCACGAUUGAUUCCACCCCGCAAGAUUCGACCCAGGAAAAUACUAGUGGUCGCAAGCGAUCCUUCGAAGAGUCCCGCGACGCCGCGGAAUACCAUACCGAAGACGGCCAGAUCAGGAAGAAGCGAUCACGAGAGGGCACUCCGAACUCGCCCGAGCAGAAGCAGGCCGGCAGCAAGGACGAAAGUGCUGGUCCCCAGGAAUCCGAGGAGCAGAACAUUCUUGAUCACUCUAAGAAGUCUCCCGGGCCCCAUCAAGCCGAUGACCUCCCUGAAUGCGACGGAUACCCGUGGACUAAGGUCCUAGAGGAGCGCGAAAUGCUCUCCGGGCGGCUUUGGCACGAGGUACUGCAUCAUGGCAAGCUCCUCAGAUACUAUGAGAACUGCUAUGGGGAGUAUGUAGACGGUUUCAACGCUUCGAAGCAUGCGCUCAAGCUCCAGGAGAAGAUAAUGGACAAACGUGAGCAGUCGGCUGCCCAGCGCGAAGAGAUGGCUAUGUGUCGGGAGAAGGCAGCUGCCAUUCAUGAAAAAUUCGUCCAAAACCGCGAAAAGAAGGUACAAAGGCGUGAGCAUGAGCCAUUGAACGAAACCGUCACCGUCAAUUUCGCGGGCACCCCCUCACCCGAACACUGGGAGACUUCUGCCAGCGAGAACAAUUCUGAAUCUCAAGGCAACUGGGACUGGGAGUCUCAAUAUGAACAUGAAGAAAAAAUCCUUGACGAACAUGGUUAA